AUGGAUGACUGUCCUUUCGCCUGCGGCUAUUUCGGAUACAAGCCAGGCUCUUGCAGGAGGUUCGGUGGCGACCCAUUGACGUGGCAAGUAGGGGCACUAAGACCAGUCCCAGCCUGCAUAGGGCCGUGUCCACAGGAUCAUGAGCCCACUUGCGUCGCCAAAGGAUAUAAGGGAGGCGCUUGUAUAGGAACGGGCGGCGCCCCACUAGCCUGCUGUUGUAACUCGGCCUGA
Molecule: messenger RNA, 231 nt
Organism: Dovyalis caffra
Lineage: Eukaryota; Viridiplantae; Streptophyta; Magnoliopsida; Malpighiales; Salicaceae
Source: the annotation of a GenBank genome assembly